Sphaerodactylus townsendi is the source of this 3138-nucleotide messenger RNA. RefSeq names its product ankyrin repeat and SOCS box protein 8-like. Gene Ontology annotation, molecular function: protein binding. Gene Ontology annotation, biological process: intracellular signal transduction. The transcript is spliced from 6 exons. Lineage: Eukaryota; Metazoa; Chordata; Lepidosauria; Squamata; Sphaerodactylidae. The coding region runs from base 670 to 1452 and encodes 260 amino acids. Gene Ontology annotation, cellular component: nucleus; cytoplasm. The record is from RefSeq and is a predicted model, not a curated record.
CCACAACCAGUUUAGUAAGUUUAGUAAAGCUCUGAGCUUAGGAGAAGGAAUAAAACGCCUUGGUUGUGACAGACGGGACCUUGUCCCUGCAGGACGGUUUCUCUCCCCAAAGAAAACAAAACAGGUAUCUCAAAAAACCUGAACGUGAUCUUGCCUUUCCCCUGCAACUAAAACGGGCAGCAGCGGGGAAAAAACAUCGGUGCCUUUAAUGGGGGUUGCGUAGCAGAUUUUAGCCCAGCAGUCGGUUGGCGAGGGGAACCCACCCGGGCUGGGAGCGACUGGCGAGAUUUCCGUCGUAGAGGGAGACACAACGAGGAAGAGGAGGCGGUUUCCCGCGCAGGCUGACUACAUCUCCCAGCUUCCUCGGGCAGCGACGCGUUGGGCGAGGUUGCCACCCGAUCCCCGGGGCAGGAGGAGGCCGGCUGGCAGCCGUGCAGGCAGGCAGGUCAUAAAGAUAGUUUUCUUACUUUUAGAGAAGACCAUCACCUUUGAUUUUGAGUAGUUAAUCUGAAGUCCCUCAGAUUUACAGUAUUUCAAGAAACGGUUCAGUAGUUUCUCGGACUCAUCUGGAUACGUGGCACAAGAAUGGCAUCAUCCACAUAAAGUUAAUAUCAUCGACCCAGAGUUCUGCAUUGCCCAAAUCCAUGUGCCGGAGGCCUCUCCACGUGGAUGGAGGGAGGCUGUCCAAUUGGCAAGAUGGGCUUCUACAUCAGUUCCCUCUCCAGAGCUCCCUAUGGCAACAGAGUCCAACUGGACACACGCCCACCAGUCAAGCGUUACCAGGCAGUGCCCAGCUACAACUACCGGUGGACAGAGCUGCACUACGAGGCCAGCCGUGGCAACACGGAGAAGUUGAGGCAACUCCUGGAAACCACAGGCAGGGAACUGGUGGACCGGAAGGAUUAUUAUGGCAAGACGCCGCUCUACUGGGCCGCCUACAAAGGGCAGAGGCGUUCGGUGGAACUGCUGCUGGAACACGGGGCCAAUGUCAACACUUGCUGUAAACACGGAGGGACCCCCCUCCACGCGGCCAUUGGCCUCUUCCCAGACUGCACCCUGCUGCUGAUCCAGCACGGUGCAGAUGUGAACCUGCAGGAUAACUGGGGAGUGACCCCCAUGUACUUGGCUGCGUGCAGCGGACAGACAGAAUGCAUCCGGUUGCUGAUACAAGCAGGUGCCUACAUCUCCUACAGGAACAAGAGAACGGGAGCACCUCCCAAACGCCUUGUCUCCCAGCCCGCCCUGAUCUCCUGGAUGGAGUCUUGCCGGCGGCAGCCGAAUUCCCUCAAGCACCUCAGCCGCCUCUCUAUCCGGAUGGCGCUCGGCCACAGGAGGCUGCACGCCGUCAGGGACUUUGACCUUCCUCCAGCGCUGAAGCAGUACCUGAUGUUUGAGGACCUGACUUUGUCAGACAAGCUGUACGCUGGAGACUUGGAGAGCUGCCACUCCUAGCUUGCCCUGGUUCCUGUGCUGCUGGGAUGGUUCUCUGGACUUGGAAGGCUAAGCUGCUUGGCAUAAAUUUUUUGUCUCCCCUGCCUAGAAGCCAAGCUUCAUCUUUCAACUUGGGUCUCAGUGCUCUGCCACGUGGGAGGGAGAACCCAGCUCUUCAAGCAGGAGAGGCUGGCUGUGUAUAUGCGUCAUAUUCUUCCUCGUCACUUUUGCCUGUCUCUUGGGCACCGGACUCAAGAAAAACUUUGCCUGCCUGGCCAAGAAUCUGAUCAGCCAAAGUCUGCUGGAAUUUCCACAAACCUGGCAGGCAGGUGAUAUCCAGCAUCACCUACCCCAGGGGUGCCCAGCAUGGUGCUGUGCCCACUGAGAACUUUUCUGGCACCUGCCAAGUGUUUUUAGGAAGUGGGUGGGGCUGGGGAGGGCUUUUGCCCAGCAAGGCUUCUGACUAACUAUUGGAGAUUCGAUUGGCUGCGCAAAUUUUUUUUAAUGCUUCUUUGGCAGUAGCUGCCACCAUAGGACAAGGAUCUUCUACUCCGUGUUAAACUGUGGCAAUCAUUUGUGGCUGGCUCCACCUCCUGUGGCAGCCAUUUUGCGGAAGCCAUUUUGUUGCCGCGCCCAACAUGCCUUGUCAGAAUUCCAAAUGUGCCUGCAGGCUCAAAAAGGCUGGGUACCCCUGACAUGCCCUGUGUUAUACUGUGUCUGAGUAUGGAGGUUCUGUUUAGUGAUUGUCUUGUAGGGAAAUGUGCACACGGCUCAUCCCUACAGGAAUUUGUCCUUAAGCUUCUCUAGAAUUACACAAGGCUGGAAUAUCCUGCCAGUGGACUCUGUCAGACUGCAAGGAUGUCCCACCUCUGCCCCCCCCCAUCCCAUUGCAGUUAUUCUUUGUGAAGAGGCUAGAUUCAGGUGACCAGAUGGUCACCUUCGUAAACCGGGACGGGGGGGCGGUAGGCGGCCCCGCGCGCACAGCCACCGGAGCGCACUGCCUUCUGGGGCUUGCCGUUUCAGGGCAGGAAACGGCAAGCCCCAGAAGGCCGUGCUCCUGUGGCCGCACGCGCGGGAGGCUGCCACACUGCCUUGCACCUCAGAAGGCAGUGCGGCAGCCUCCCAAAAAUCGGGACAAUUUGAAGGACCUGCGGGACGUGGGACAAAUUGUUUAAAGGCGGGACUGUCCCGCCAAAAGCGGGACGUCUGGUCAGCCUAGGCUAGAUGCUUUCUUGUAAUGGCGGACCAGUAAUCAGAGACCAGUCCCCUACUUUGUCGGAAGUUCUUAAAAUAUAAGAAAAAAUGUAAAUAACAAGGGGAGAAUUAGUAUUGGCAGAGACAUAUGCUGCUCAUUUUCAAUUUAAAGAAAAUAGGGAAGAUUGGAGGAGGGAAAGGUCUCAGUGGCAGAGCAUCUGUUUCCAUGCGCACGGUCCCAGGUUCAAACCCGGGCAACUCCUGUUAAAAAGAUCAAGAAGAUAAAAGUAAUUGAAACGCCCAUUAAAGGACCAUGACUCGGAGCAUCGGGCUUGCAAUGUUUGUAUGCUAAUGUCCAAAGUAUGAGGAACUUGAAUUUCUUGUAGGUGAUUAUCAUGAAAGCAAGCCUGGGAGAGCCAAUGCUUGUUUCAGUAAAGACCAGGGUCGUUUCUCCAAUAACUCCAACCAGCUGAGGUCUCAACAAUUUUUUUUAUUGAAAAACCGAAAUCAAAG